AUGGAUGUCGGCGUGAUCGUCCUGACCCUCGUGGUGGGCUUGUUUGGGGUGGCGAGCGCCGUGCUGGGCUUCAUCGCCGAGCGCACAAAGCUCACUUGGGAUGACAUCGACAUCGACAGGUUCACCGACGAGUGCGACUACCCGGCCAACCCGGCCUACCUGCUGUCGCUGAUCGCGGUCCCGCUGCUGGCGGUGGCCAUGAUCAUCGCCUCCCUGGCCGGCGGCUGCUGCGGCUGCUGCAGGCCGCGCCACGGCGCCUCCGAGUCCAAGCGGAUCGCCGGCAUCGUCGCCGCCGUCCUCUCAUGGAUCGCGGCGCUGCUCGCGGGGGCGUUCUACGCGAACGGCGCGGUGUGGAACUUCCCCGUCACGAGGUACGGCACCACGUGGUGCAGGCUCCUCAGGGACGGCUACUUCAGGCUGCCGGCCCUGCUGAGCCUCGCCGCCACGGCGCUCGCCCUCGUGUCGUACGUCAUGCUCCGCGCGCGGCCGCCGGCGCCGGCAGCGGCUGGGGCGGGGGCUUCCGGACCCAAGCCCGACGCCCCGCAGGAGCCGCCGGUUGGGGAAGCGGUCGCAGUCCGCCAAAUUAAAACUCAAAAUUAA
Molecule: messenger RNA, 600 nt
Organism: Panicum virgatum (switchgrass)
Lineage: Eukaryota; Viridiplantae; Streptophyta; Magnoliopsida; Poales; Poaceae
Exons: 3
Coding region: 1-600 (199 amino acids)
Source: RefSeq, a predicted model, not a curated record